CCUCUCUGGCAAAGAAACACUCCAUCCAUUUGUAGAAAUCGCCCAGGGGAGCGUUACAUCAAAACUAAUCAUAACGAUUAAAAUCAGCUUCUCUGCAGGGAGGAGGCAAUAGGGAAGUUAGAGGCAGGGGGUGAGGGUGUUGUAAAUAUAGGACAAAAUAUAUGUUAUUUGAUUUUUAAGAACAUAAACUCAAGAAAAGACUAAGGCACCACUGCCGUGAUCACUUCCAUUUACUCGCAGUUUUAUUCUGCAUAUUGGCUUAGACUUGGGCAGAGACAUGAGCUAAUUGUAUCCUGAUCUUUGCCUGGAGGGGUUUCGGGAGCCCUGGAGCAAGUAUUCUCUGUAUUUUGUUCUGUCUACCUUAGCCAAGCUAUUGCAUUUCUCGCUGGUGUAGGAAGAGAGGCAGAUCUCAGGCCAAAUCGGAGGAGGGGAAAAAAAUAAGGUUCACAAAAACCACUUCAUGUUUCAGGCCCCCUUGCCUUCUGCGAGGGAUUCUGGAGUUGAAUUUUAAAACUAUGUAUGGCUGCUGCCUGCGCUUAUCAGCGCGUGCACAAGUGGCAUGCAAAUCAAACGAGGAUCACACACCGCAUUGGAGGCCUACACUCAAAGGCAAGCUUAAUUGCUAAUUGGGUAGCUAGGUGUGAAACCCACACUGCCAAUGAGAGGGAGGAAUGUGGAUGUUUUAAGGCCAGUGGUUGAACUAAUUAAUUUUAAUCUGAAUAAUAUUAAAAAUUGCGGAUUCCCUACGUUUUCUGUAAAGAGGAGAAGAAGAAAAAAAAACAGCCAGGAGAAGGCUGCAAAAGUUGUUUUAACUGCAAUUGGGUGUGUUGUGGUUUGGUUUUGUGCAGUGUGAUAUCAAAACUGGGAUAGUUUUUGCAAUGCUAGUAUUUGGAUCGGAGGAAUUCCUUUCACACUGCAGCCUUCAUGCUAUAUAGCCUUUCAUCUCAGAAGAAGAAAAGUUUAGGAGGUUUUUGGUCUGUGUUGACUUUAUUUAAUGGCAGAUGGUUAUUUCUGUGUAGGGUGAGGCAGUGUCUCCGGUGUCACAAAAUGUGUAUUUGUACACAAAAUUCAUUCUCAAGAACAAUUGGAGGCAGAGGAGCUUAAUACGGGCAAUGUGGCUAUAUGGGUGUGGUACAUAUGGCCCUCUCACAUUCAAAGGGCAGCUCUGGGGUCAAAAAAGAAAGUUCUGCUACCCUGACCAAGUUUUCUAUUGCUUUUUGUAGGUCCAAUCACUGGAGAUGUAUUACCCCCCUGUGUAAUGCACAAUUGAAAGCAUUGUAAGAACAUGUGGCUGUGCUUAGGAUAGAGUUCAUGGAGUUCAUAAUAUCCAUUUAGUUUAGCAAUGCUAAAUUAAAUGGUCAUUUUACUGGUUUUCAAUGACACUUGAAUAAUUGAUCUUCUCUUAUUCAAAAUCUAAAAUACAUAUGUUGGUCAAAUUUGAAUUGGAAAGCAGUUCAAAUUCUGUACUAAAGAGAAGCUCUUUAUAACAGCCUGAGAUUUAUUUAAAAACAUUGACUAUAUUUAAAGUGACCAAAGUUGUAUUAAUUUUAACUGACUGACUCAAGGCUCCUUCUGAUUGUGAAGACAUGAAUCCAAACAUGGAUCUUUUUCUCAAAACUGGAAGUUAAAUUUUAAUUUAAUUCUGAAUUGUCAAAACAGCAAUAAUGUCUGCUCAAUGCAGAAUUAUCUGAUUUGACCAGUUUAAUUUUAGGUUUUGACAAUUGUGACAAUUAAAUAUUGUCUAUAUUUAUUAAUAAGCAGUGAAAUAUCUUUAGUUUAGUAUUAAUAUUACUGUUGUGCAGCCUAAUGAGUAGUUUUUAUUAGUUUGCUCUGUCACAAAAUCAAAAACUUAAUUCUUGAUUUCUAGAAAACAACUACUAAUGCCGUUGUAACCUUUAAUUGAGUAGCAAUGGUGCACAAACUCCACCCCAGUGGGUGGCAGCAUUCCACCCACAGUGCAGCAUUUUGUCAGUUGCAAAAACACAUACAGAGGAUGCAUUGACAGAUUUGAACAUUUGCUAAAAUGUGAUGGAUGACAAGACCAAGUUUAGAACCAAAAUAAGCCUUAAAUUAAUUUUCAGCCACACCAGAAGAUGUUAAUAGAUAAACAGAUUCCUCUUCAAUUAGAUGAAGCUUGAGUAAUAUUACAAAAUUCAUGGGCAAUCAUUUAAAUCUUAUUCAAGAUUUAAAUGAUUAAAUCUUGAAUUUAUAUACUCAAGAUAUUCAUACCUCCAAAGACUGCAACUGCAGCAAAAAAGUAUACCAGACUCCAGGAGGAUGAGUGCAUGUAACUAUUUUCAUAUAUUUUUACUUCAAUUCCACACUCAUAAAUUACAGUACGUGUUGGUCUGUCACACAACAUCGUACUGCACACUAAAGUUUGUUCUUGUGACAAAAUUUGACAAGGUGCAGGGGGUUAUUAAAACUAAAAGAAGGAAUUACAUAAAGAUUAUUCCACUAGAUAUUAUCUUUAACCACAAUUAAGAGGGAGUUUAAGAUUAGAUUGAUGGCAAGGAGGCUUCCCAUACAUAUCCCAUUCUCCUAUAUCACUGUCAUGUUGGCCCCCUCUUGGUGGCGCCACUGGCCCAGGGCCGGUUUCAAGUCAACACCACCACUGCUCAGAAAAUUGAUUAAUUUAAGUUUUUUAAAAAGAAAAAAAAAUAGGAAAUCACAGGAUAGAGUCCAGGAUGUUGACUGGAUUCUGUGCAUUUUUCUAUAAUACACAGAGUCCAGUCAACCAGAUUAAUUGAAUUAAUUAAUCUGUGACACUGAAAAGAAUCAGGGCAGGUCGAAUACGAGACUGCUGGUCAGUGCGGAGCAAUUUUGUGCACACAUGUCCAUGGAUGAGUGUUGGCUCUGUCACUCUUUACGCUUUGCACACGGAGAGACUGUUAUCUUGACCGAGGCUUUGACCUGCUGCACAAAAAACAGCUGCUGAACAAUGGGGCAGCAGCUUGGGGGCAGGAGGGCACAAACAACGCUCCAAAUAGGGCAAAGGUCAGCUGUGGUAGGUCCAGAUGUGACUGUUGGCUGGACUCCCCAGAACUGCAUGAUCCCGCUCCGACAGGCUGCGUUUGUUCUAUUCUGAAAAUGCGACGCGCAUACCUGCCACCGAAACAGCGACAGCCCAAAAAGAGCCGCGGGCGCUACAAUGCUAAUGUUGUCGGGGGCUUUGACUUCUCCCAGCCACUGCAAAGAAGCCGCUCUGUGUGACAGGCACGGCGCUGCCGCUCUCCCUCCCGAUCUGCCGCUUUUCACGCCUUUUCCCGCACAUUUUAGCAGGUGCGUUUCAAGAGGAAAGAAGAAGGGGGGGAAAAAGAAAAAGAAAAGCCGAAACCCCUGAACGUUUUACGUAAGUAGUGCAAGUAAUGGACGAAACGGAUAUCAUGGACCUAACGCAUCAGAAGGCGAAGAAGCGACCGCGUCCAAUCAGUUCCGUGGAUGAGACGGUGCACGCUUCGCUCAAGCGGCUGCCGAUGCGAGCGGCGGAGUGCAGGGAGCCCUCCCUGAUGUUCGCUGUCAGAGGAGAGCCUGUCCCUGCAGCGUCUCUCAAGCAGAAUGACCACUCGGUGACUUCCUCUCCAACCACAGUGAUGCCAGCACAGGAUAAUCGCUCCAGCAUGUCCAGACCCAUGAUCACCCGAUCACCAGUGUCUCCCUUGAGUAACCAGGGCAUCCCCACACCUGCACAACUCACCAAAUCCAACGCCCCUGUGCACAUUGACGUAGGCGGCCACAUGUACACCAGCAGUUUGGCCACCCUAACCAAAUUUCCUGAAUCCCGAAUCGGCCGUCUCUUUGAUGGCACAGAGCCCAUAGUCCUGGACAGCCUGAAGCAGCACUACUUCAUUGAUAGGGAUGGACACAUGUUCCGCUACAUUCUCAACUUCCUCAGGACGUCCAAGCUCCUCAUUCCCGACGACUUCAAAGACUACAGUUUGCUGUAUGAAGAGGCCCGAUACUUCCAGCUGCAGCCCAUGCUUGCAGAGUUGGAGCGCUGGCGUCAGGACCAGGAGCUGGGCCGGGUCUCCCGGCCCUGCGAGUGUCUAGUUGUGCGUGUUGCGCCUGACCUGGGCGAGAGAAUCACCCUCAGCGGCGACAAGGCCCUGAUCGAGGAUGUUUUCCCAGAAAUCGGUGAUGUCAUGUGUAACUCUGUGAACGCUGGAUGGAACCAUGACUCCACACAUGUGAUACGCUUCCCGUUGAAUGGCUACUGUCACCUCAACUCUGUCCAGGUUCUGGAGCGUCUCCAACAGCGCGGGUUCGAGAUUGCUGGCUCUUGUGGCGGAGGCGUGGACUCAUCCCAAUUCAGCGAGUAUGUCCUGAGGAGGGAACUGAGGAGGACAAGUCAGCGAGGACCCAAUUCAAACAGGAUAAAGCAGGAGCAGCUGGACUAGAAACCUCCAGGGCAGCAGGAGGUGCUAGACUUUUCUGUAGCAGCCAAACAAUCAGGGCUGCAGAGCUCUCUGGACUCUGUUUUUCUGCAUUUCCUUGUUGAUGUUUCUGUUUUCUUACACUUGAGAACCACAUAGAGAAUAAAAAAUGAAGUGCAACAGGAGAUUUUUGCCAUACGAAGAUAUGAGGCAUUUGAUAACUUUGAGAUUGCAAAGACAUUUGUGAUUGUCUAGUUCCCCCAUAAACCAGUUCAAAAAGUAUUUAUAUAUAUAUGCUGGAUCCCCAAACAAAGUUUGUUUUAAAACUUGCAGCCUACAUUAGGUCAAAAAAUUUGAUUUCUAACAUACUCAUAUGAAUUAAAAGUCUUUUAUUGCUGAAGUAGUGUGUUGCAUAGCUUGUCGUCAGUGACUGUUUUUGUUGUUUCACUAGCAUAUCGAAUGGAGAACUUUUUUUUUUUUGCCCCCCUCAAAAAAACUAAAUUUGUGUUGCUUAGAGAGCAGAAUGUCUCAGACUUUACCAACAUCUAUGUUAAGGAAACACAUUUUUCACAAGUGACAUGUACAGAAAAUCCAAUGAAGUUGUGUUUUUGAAAUUAGCCAUCAAGGACGUUACAAACACAGUGGAAAUGAAUAUUUUUGUAAAUUAUUGUCGCACCAUUUGCCUCACAGGACAGUAUGAACCACCAUUCCGUGUGAUACCUUAGGACUUGUUUCAUUGGAAUCUAAUUUUUCUCAGUCACGACCUGUAAAUUUUCAUUGUAUGUCUUUGUGUUUUUUACAUUGAAUCUUUUUAAAGCAAGUUUCUUGCCUCAGACAUGACUGAACAGAUUAAAAGCUUAUUGUACUAUCCAAACUGAGAUGACUUGUAUUUGUAGCACAUAUUGAUAUGAAGUUCGAUAUAAAGUAUUUCUAAGAUUACUGAAACACCUACGCUCCUUUGAUUUAAGGGGAAUGUAGAGUAAAAAGAAAAAUGUGAAAUAAAUCUCAGCUAAAGUUGUAAA
This is a messenger RNA of Poecilia latipinna (sailfin molly), 5395 nucleotides long. RefSeq names its product potassium channel tetramerization domain containing 1 (gene kctd1). NCBI's taxonomy places the organism in Eukaryota, Metazoa, Chordata, Actinopteri, Cyprinodontiformes, Poeciliidae. Gene Ontology annotation, cellular component: nucleus. Gene Ontology annotation, biological process: protein homooligomerization; negative regulation of DNA-templated transcription. Bases 3369 to 4397 code for a protein of 342 amino acids. The transcript is spliced from 6 exons. Gene Ontology annotation, molecular function: transcription factor binding; transcription corepressor activity. The record is from RefSeq and is a predicted model, not a curated record.